Pyrus x bretschneideri (Chinese white pear) is the source of this 817-nucleotide messenger RNA. Its product is annotated as co-chaperone protein p23-2. The transcript is spliced from 5 exons. The record is from RefSeq and is a predicted model, not a curated record. Gene Ontology annotation, molecular function: protein-folding chaperone binding; Hsp90 protein binding. NCBI's taxonomy places the organism in Eukaryota, Viridiplantae, Streptophyta, Magnoliopsida, Rosales, Rosaceae. Gene Ontology annotation, biological process: protein folding; chaperone-mediated protein complex assembly. The coding region runs from base 157 to 618 and encodes 153 amino acids. Gene Ontology annotation, cellular component: cytosol; nucleus.
ACACCGAAUCAUUUUUUGGCAUAUUCCUUCUACAUAUUGUUUGGCUGUUGAGGGUUUUUGUCGAUUCUCCAUUUCCUUGUUGCUUCGUGCCCACUUUUGUUACAGCACCCAGUACACCUGAUCUCUGCCCUCCCUCUGCCGCAGCAACUCUCCAAAAUGAGUGGGACCAGUCGGCACCCGGAGGUUCUGUGGGCGCAGCGCUCCGACAAGGUGUACCUGACGGUGGCGCUACCGGAUGCCAAAGACAUCACCGUCAAGUGCGAGCCUGAGGGAUUCUUCAGCUUCUCCGCCGUGGGAGUCCAAGGCGAGCCCUUUCACUUCACUCUCGAGCUGUACGGUCCAAUAACCCCUGAUGGCUGCAAAACCAGAACUGGGUUGCGGAACAUUCUCUGCUCGAUCCAGAAGGAGCAGAGAGGUUGGUGGAAGCGGUUGCUGAAGACGGAAGAGAAGCCGGCGCCCUACAUUAAAGUUGAUUGGAACAAAUGGUGCGAUGAGGACGAGGAAGCUGAUUUGGCCCCCGAUGAUGAUGAUGAUGAUACGUAUGUUGGUCAAGAUGGUGGAAGCAGUGACGAUGACGGAAUGCUCUAUCUUCCGGACCUGGAGAAGGCGAGAAAGUAGGAAAACGGCGAUGAAGUAGUGAGUAGCAAGCAACGAUAUGGGAUGGACAGCAAGGGGCUCUUAUUAGGUAGAUUAGAAUAGUAGACGGAAAGUUUGUUAAACUUGAUGGAAGGCGAAAUACUUUGACAUGACAGAUCCUUUGUAACUAUUUGAUCAUAUCCUCCUCAUGCUCUAAACUUAGUAUUAUCUUUGGUUCUAA